CCCCCACGGCGAGUGCGGCGCUGGCGUGGGCACUGCGGCCGCCUCUCUCAGCUCUAGUCAGGCGCCUGUCCUUCUCUAAGACCGACAGCCGUAGGCCGCCGGGGGGCGGGGGAUGCCGGGCUGCCGCAUCAGCGCCUGCGGCCCAGGGGCCCAGGAAGGGACGGCAGAACCGGGGUCCCCCCCGCCGCCGCCCCGGGAGCCCCUAGGGUCCCCUCAACCCCCGCCCCCUACUCCGACCUUGACCCCGACUCCCCCUCAUUCCCCGCCGCUGUCCCAGGCGGCCCCGGCGUCUGCUGGCGCGGCCGAGGGUCAGGAGCUGCAGCGCUGGCGCCAGGGCGCUAGUGGGGGCGCCGCAUUGCCCGGGUCGGCUGGAGGCGCGGGUGCGGCGGGGGGCCGCGCGCUGGAGCUGGCCGAGGCGCGGCGGCGGCUGCUGGAGGUGGAGGGCCGCCGGCGCCUGGUGUCGGAGCUGGAGAGCCGUGUGCUGCAGCUGCAUCGCGUCUUCCUGGCGGCCGAGCUGCGCCUGGCGCACCGCGCCGAGAGCCUCAGCCGUCUGAGCGGCGGCGUCGCGCAGGCCGAGCUGUACCUGGCGGCGCACGGCUCGCGCCUCAAGAAGGGCGCCCGUCGCGGUCGCCGCGCCCGCCCGCCAGCGCUGCUCGCCUCUGCGCGUGGCCUGGGCGGCUGCGUGCCCUGGGGGGCCGGGCGGCUGCGGCGGGGCCACGGCCCGGAGCCCGACUCGCCCUUCCGCCGCAGCCCGCCCCGCGGCCCCGCCUCCCCGCAGCGCUGACCCCGGCGCGGGACCCAGCGGCCCAGACGAGCCCUCGCCGGCGGAUGGCGUCGCCUACGCAGGUGGACGGAGUGAACGACCGCGGGAGGACACUGUCGGGGUCCAGGGGCACAGUAAAGGAGGCUGAGCUCCUCCUAAUUCUUCAGAGCCUCUGCUCUGUGGAUCUGGACUCCUGGAUUCUUCUGUUCCUUCCCUGGACACUUCCUUCAGGAAGACUUUAAGAACUGGCCCUUAUGGGAGUGCUCAUCUCACAGUGACAAGGAGCUGGCUUCUGGGGCACACUGAAUUUUUAUGCCACAUUUGCUUACACUAUACAACUGGAUAUGUUACCACAGGGCUGAGAUGCAACAGGAUUAUUUGAGAGUGAAGGAAAAGAUUCCAGUGUGACCAUGGAAAGGAUUUCUUUUACAGAGUCAUCAUCCUUAAGCAAGUCUUGGCACAGCUGGAGUCCACAUUUUGGUAGAUGUCAUUGCUUCCUAAUCUAAUGGUGCCAGGAGGCCUGUUUGAGGGAAUACACUAAGAAACAGUUUCCCUCACCUACUGUCCUUGUUUUCCCUAUGUGGGGUGUGCCUGUGGCCUCCCCACCGACAAUCAUCUGAUGCCUUCUCAGAGGGAGGCACAUCUCUUUCUCAGGAAGAGGUAGUGGCAACAUAAAGCUUCCAAGCAAAGUUUUAAAUGUAGUAUCCUAAAAAAGAGGGAAGGGGACGCGUUUAUUCACACAUAACUCAACACUUGUAGAAUCCUGCAAAGUGAAUGUAUAUCGAAUCUGUCCCCUGACACAUACAUGCAGAAAGAAUAAAUUUCAAUAAUGUAAGAUGAAA
Molecule: messenger RNA, 1605 nt
Organism: Cavia porcellus (domestic guinea pig)
Lineage: Eukaryota; Metazoa; Chordata; Mammalia; Rodentia; Caviidae
Gene: Trnp1
Product: TMF1 regulated nuclear protein 1
Exons: 2
Coding region: 113-784 (223 amino acids)
Biological process (GO): regulation of cell population proliferation
Cellular component (GO): nucleus
Molecular function (GO): DNA binding
Source: RefSeq, a predicted model, not a curated record